Messenger RNA from Diutina rugosa, 627 nucleotides. RefSeq lists its product as uncharacterized. The transcript has a single exon. NCBI's taxonomy places the organism in Eukaryota, Fungi, Ascomycota, Pichiomycetes, Serinales, Debaryomycetaceae. Bases 1 to 627 code for a protein of 208 amino acids. The record is from RefSeq and is a predicted model, not a curated record.
AUGCGCCCCAAUCGGCUUGACACGCCCCAGGUGUACAACUUUUUGCAGUCGCUUCCCAGUGACCACGAUCGCCAGUGUGUCAGCGACUACAUUUUGGGAGCGCAACAAGUUUACAUCAACCAUGGCUCUAUCAUGAAGGCUUUUGAACGAGAACUCACUCAGCUCUUACACGAUACCUUUCACCCUUGGUUCACCCUUGAAGAGUUCAACCACAAGAUUGAGGCAUUGAAUCAAAACUACACUGCCAAGCGUAGAGAAAAACUCGUCCUCAAGGAGGAAGCCAAACAUGGCAGUGCUGCAGACUGGGAUUCGAUGAAGCAGAGAUUGGAUACAAUUGACUCACAACCAUGGCCAACUAGAGCUGAAUGCAUCCAAUGGUACCGUGAUAUUUUCCAAUAUCAGUCGAAGCUUAGCGUUGAGGACCAAAAGAAGUUUGAAGCGGCGCUUUUGGACAACGAUAAUCGUCAGCACCAAUCGCACGACGGAAGAAACGCGGCGCUUAAGCUACUUGAGCAUGAGUUUUUUCCCGAUCGCCGUAUUGUCCCGAUCCUCGCUCUGGCAAAUAUGAUCAUAUUCACGGUGCGUACUGAUAAUGGCAAUGUGAAAUGGGUGAUAUUGGAGUUCUAG